Molecule: messenger RNA, 497 nt
Organism: Carlito syrichta (Philippine tarsier)
Lineage: Eukaryota; Metazoa; Chordata; Mammalia; Primates; Tarsiidae
Product: ly6/PLAUR domain-containing protein 3-like
Exons: 1
Cellular component (GO): plasma membrane
Source: RefSeq, a predicted model, not a curated record
CUAAUGUGACCAUAUCCUUGCCUGUCCGGGGCUGUGUCCAGGACGAGUUCUGCACCCGGGAUGGGGUGACAGGCCCAGGGUUCAUACUCAGCGGCUCCUGCUGCCAGGGAUCCCGCUGUAACUCCGACCUCCGCAACAAGACUUACUUCUCCCCCCGAAUCCCACCCCUUGUCCUGCUGCCUCCUCCUAAGUCCACAACUGUGACCUCAACCACUUCUGCCACCACUUCCACCCCGGCCCCAACUACCCCCACCUCCACCCCCAAACCCACAGCAGCCGCCACCAGCCAGACUCCACCACAGGAAGUAGAACCGGAGGUCUCCAGGGAGCUUGAUUCCCACUCGGCUGGAGGCGCCGUUGGCCACCAGGAUCGCAGUAAUUUCGAGCUGAAUCCCCCAAAAGGUGGGACCCCGCAGACCUCAAAUAAAGGCUCUGUAGCUCCUGCGGCCGGGCUGGCGGUUCUCCUGCUGGCUGUGGCUACUGGUGCCCUUCUAUGA